Molecule: messenger RNA, 391 nt
Organism: Gekko japonicus
Lineage: Eukaryota; Metazoa; Chordata; Lepidosauria; Squamata; Gekkonidae
Product: TBC1 domain family member 8B-like
Exons: 3
Molecular function (GO): calcium ion binding
Source: RefSeq, a predicted model, not a curated record
AAGGAGCACUUUCUCUCUUGCUACUGGAGUGUCAACAGCCCAGCCCUGAAGCACCAUGACCCCAGCCUGCCCUACUUAGAGCAGUAUCGCAUCGACUGCCAGCAGUUCCGUCUCCUCUACCAUCUCCUCAGCCCCUGGGCCCGUUGCGCAAACAAGGACUCCCUCGCCCUCUGGACCUUCCGGUUGCUGGAUGAAAAUUUAGACGGCCUUAUAAACUUCAAGGAAUUUGCCUGCGUUCUCGAUACCAUGUAUUAUGGAAGUUUUACCCAUAAGCUCAAGCUGCUCUUCAAGCUUCACAUACCUCCAGCUUUCACUGAAGUGGAGUCCCUGAGCCCUUCCAAAGGUGCUCAGCUCUCGAAAGAGGAGCUGAUCCACUUCAGUCUCUUAAAUG